Messenger RNA from Aphis gossypii (cotton aphid), 2495 nucleotides. Its product is annotated as solute carrier family 22 member 21-like. NCBI's taxonomy places the organism in Eukaryota, Metazoa, Arthropoda, Insecta, Hemiptera, Aphididae. Gene Ontology annotation, cellular component: membrane. Bases 232 to 1860 code for a protein of 542 amino acids. The record is from RefSeq and is a predicted model, not a curated record. The transcript is spliced from 10 exons. Gene Ontology annotation, biological process: transmembrane transport. Gene Ontology annotation, molecular function: transmembrane transporter activity.
ACGUAUCUCCGCACGAGGGCCAUACCCAGAGCAAACCUGUUUCACGUUGUGCACUCGUCGCCGGGCCGCCGUUGGUAGAGGUUGGAACAUCAACGCCUUGCAGCACGCUGUACUGCACUACUUAACUGCAGUUCGUAUCCGUGACCGGCACAUUACCCGCGACGCCGUUGACGUAUUCAGCGAUUUUUGCACCACAGUCUUCGAAAAAUUUAAGCAAACUUUCUCACAAAAAUGGUGGACAUCGACAAAGUGCUUAUUUCGUUAGGCAUGGGCCGGUACCAGUUCAUGGGCUGCAUAUUAUUCGGCCUCAUGAUUAUGUAUUCAAACGUGUCGCCGGUCACUUACGUCUUCACCGCCAGUGAUUUAAAAUACAGGUGCAAAAUACCGGAAUGCGAUAAGGAAGAAAGUACGUACGAGCCUGAAUGGUUGCGGUUUACAAUGCCUUAUAAAAACGAUACAAAUCAGCCGCGUAAGUGUCAGCGGUACGCUGCGUUGUCUGGUCCAUUAGUAAACGGUACGCGGUGCUCGUCUGAUGGAUUCAACGUCAGCGUGGUCGAGUGGUGCUACGACAAUGGUUGGGUAUUCGAAGACUUUGAAGAAACCAUCGGCACGGAGUUUGGACUCAUGUGCGAAGAUAACAAAUGGAAGCUAUCGAUGGUGGGAACAAUCAACAACUUCGGUCAAUUCAUCGGAAUACCAAUGUCAGGGAUAAUCGCGGACAGGUAUGGCCGAAAGUUUACUAUGGUGUUUUGUGCAGCAACAUCAGCCGCGCUAGCUAUCAUUCAAUCGUUCUCAACCAGUUAUUUGAUGUUCAUGAUUUUGGAAUUGUUAUCUUCGACAGUGUCCAGUGGAAUUUACACCGUCACUUUUAUAUUAGCAAUGGAGUUGUUUUUGCCUCAUCAGCGUGUACUGUAUUAUUCAAUUCUAGAAUGUUUCCUUCCGAUUGGCUCUAUUUUAGUGGCUUAUACCGCUAAAUAUGUAAGAGAUUGGAGGCUUUUGUUGCAGCUUGUCAACAUCCCAGGAUUGCUGUUCCUUUCAUACUUUUGGCUAACGGAAGAGUCGAUGAGAUGGUUGGAAAGUCAAGGUAAACACGACAAAGUGAUCAACACUCUCAAAAAAAUUGCUGCUGUCAAUAAUAAGCCUUUUCCAAACCUGAAUAUUAACAACCAAACACAGAGCAUGGAAUGUUUGGAAAAUAAAGACGCAAAGUUCAGCGGCAUUUUAAAAGACAUAAUCCGUUCUCCAACUAUAUUCUGGAGGAUGAUCAGGUGUUCGUACGUGUGGAUAGCGGUGACCUUAGUAUACUAUGGCCUGACGAUAAGCUCGACGGACAUCGCCGGAGACAAGUAUCUGAACUUCUCGUUAGUGUUGUUCGUCGAGAUCCCUGCUUGUCUGUUGAACUGGUUGAUAAUGGAAGGCAUGUCCAGAAAAAUGUCACUGAGUUGUAUGUUCGUGUUAAGUGGCGUCACUUGCGUCACGUAUAACUUGAUGUCCGGUGAACUCUACUUGAUAAAGCUGUCGCUGUUCUUGGUCAGUAAACUUGCAAUAUCCAUCGCGUUUUGCAUAAUUUACAUGCUUACCGCUGAGAUAUUCCCCACCAGAAUGCGAGCCACCAUGAUGUCCAUGUGCUCCAUGCUCGGUCGGAUAGGGUCCAUGUUAGCACCUCAAGCCACACUGCUGACGGAGUAUUUCGGAGUGUUCGCGACAAUGCUUGUAUUUGGAUCAACCGCACUUGCGGCCGCGGCCAUCACCAUGACAUUACCGGAAAGUAAAAACAUCUCAUUGCCCAACACCAUCAACGAAGCUGAAGAAAUCGGAACCGAUGUCAAAUCGAAAAACGACAAAAUAAACUCGCCGUAGAGUUCCUAUUACCACUGUAAUGAUAAUUGUAUGUAAAACAAUACUUAAGCUCAAUGUGAGCAUAAUAAUAUUGUUUUUCUUACAUUAUGUUUGUAUAUUUUGAGCGCACCCGAAAAUUUUUAAAAUGUCGCAGUGAUGUUAAGAUAUUGUAAUUACUCACUGACCAACUGUUUAAUUAUUAUCGGAGUCUAUACCAUUUCCGGAUCGGUGGACGCACACACGCGGCUAUGGGGGUGGUCGUACACCUCAAAAAACCCGUUGACUUAAUUUUAAUGUAACCAUAUAACGAUUUAGUAUAAUUUAUUGUGUAUCUAUAAACAAAUUAUGAGUUAAUCUCGCUAUUCUUUAUAUAGCAGCUUUCUAAUAAUCUUAACUGUAGGAGGUCCCUUUUUUAGUUUAUCUACACUUGUCAUUUUAACACGGUUGUUAAAAAAUUAAUUGUAAAUAUCGUUCAUAAUUUAACUGUUUCAAACUGAUGUACUAACACUUGAUUGAAAGCUACAGAACUAUACGGUUUGACUUUGUAUACUCUUAGAAUGCUAUAUGAAUACAAUGAUACCUAUACAAAUAAGAAAAUGUACAGAAAUAUGUUUUUUUAAUAUUUAUUAACACAUAAAGUAUGUAAAUUAUUAUUA